Cannabis sativa is the source of this 1830-nucleotide messenger RNA. RefSeq lists its product as uncharacterized. The record is from RefSeq and is a predicted model, not a curated record. Lineage: Eukaryota; Viridiplantae; Streptophyta; Magnoliopsida; Rosales; Cannabaceae. The transcript is spliced from 4 exons. Bases 761 to 1516 code for a protein of 251 amino acids.
UUAUCGAUAUAGUUUGUUUACCAUAUUUAAAUUAUGAAUUGGAUUAUAUGAAUGUUGAAAUCAGUUGAAGAUGGAAAGGUUAAUGCUUUGUUGGAACUAAGAUUUUACUGAAGAGAAAUUUUAUGGGAGAACAUACAAAAGAAAAUAUGGAGGGAAACAUUUUCCUGAAAUUCCAUGACUUAUUUUUGUUUUUAAUAUAUAUGCUAUAUAAAAAUUCCUUUUAUAUUUAUUUCUGAAACUUUCAAAAUUUUAUAAAAAUAUAUAAAUUUGACUCUUUAAAAAAGCAAAAGAAAAAAAAAACUAUUCCUUUCCUUUAUUAUUUGUUUAUGAUCCAAAUAAGAGAAAGAAAAAUCUCCUUCAAAUCUAAGUUUGAAACAGAGGGAAAAGUCUCUAUAUGGAUUAAGGACUUGAAACUUUAUUGUUUUUUUUCCCGCAGAGCACAUGAUCCUACUAUUUAAUGUUCUACUCUGUUUAUGUUUAGUAUUUAUUAUUCAGUGAAUGGCAACAAGGAUUUGUUUCAUAUUGGUCAGCGCGUUAAAAUUGCCUUACAAGUGUUUGAUUGAGUGCUUCAGUUAAUGUAAAACUCUUUUUGACUGAUUGUCAGGGAGUUUUCUGUUUGCUUCAAUAUCAUUGGAGCUGUUGAAGGAGGUUGUUAGAAUUAAAGUGUGUCACUUUAUGAUUUGACCAUUUCUUCAUAACAAGAGUUAGAUAGUCUCAUCAAUUAUCAUACUUAUAGAAAACUUAUUACAGUAAUUCUAUAAUGUCAAUUUUGUCAAAAUUACGAUGUAUUACGGUGGAUGUAACUGGUACAUUGAUGGCUUACAAGGGAGAGUUAGGAGACUACUAUUGCAUGGCAGCCAAAUCUGUUGGUCUGCCUUGCCCUGACUAUAAACGGGUACAUGAGGGCUUCAAACAUGCAUAUAAAGACAUGGCUCAAAAGUAUCCAUGUUUUGGAUAUGCUGCCAAAAUGCCCAACAUUGUGUGGUGGAAAACUUGUGUAAGAGACUCAUUUAUCAGGGCCGGUUAUGACUACGAUGAAGAGACAUUUGAAAAGGUGUUUAGACGCAUAUAUGCUUCAUUUGGUUCUUCCGCCCCUUACACCAUCUUUCCAGACUCCCAACCAUUUUUAAGAUGGGUCCGUGAGCAGGGUCUUCAGGUUGGCAUUAUUAGCAAUGCAGAAUACCGGUAUAAAGAAGUGAUUCUUCCAGCAUUGGGCCUGAACGAGGGAUCUGACUGGGACUUUGGUGUAUUUUCUGGUCUCGAAGGCGUUGAGAAACCGGAUCCAAGGAUUUACGAAAUUGCCCUUGAGAGGGCUGGAAAUCUUCCUCCAGAACAAGUACUGCAUAUCGGUGACAGUAUGCGGAAAGAUUAUGUGCCAGCAAAGAGUGUAGGAAUGCAUGCAUUGUUGUUGGAUCGAUUUAAGACAACUGAUGCCGAAGAAUGGAGGAAAUCUGGCGCAAUUGUGCUCCCUGAUUUGAUGGGAGCAAAAGAAUGGCUUCUUUCAGACAAGUCAUGAAGAAGAAGCAUGAUUGGAUUUUUCUCUCCCCCUUGAAAGGAAAGAUUGGUUAGUGGCUAGCAGAGAUUGUUUUCUCACAAAGUGAGGCUUCACUCUAAUCUAUAUGUACACAAGUUAGAAAAGUUUGAUGAAUGAGAAAAUGAAACCUGCUAGAUUAUGAAAAUGACUCUAAUAAUUAAGUGGAAAUAAAAUACAGGAUAGGGGAAGAGUUGCACCAUUUGCGUUUUUAUUUUAUUGAGUAAUUUUUAAAUAUAAAUAUAGUUGAACAAUGAUGGGUCAAAUUAUAAACAAAAGUGUGAAGCAGACACUUUAAU